AUGAUCGAAGAUCUGACACCGGCCAUCGUUGAGAUACUCGGGUCAGUGUUACAGUUGGAUCCUCUUUUCUUCGCCUCGCAUCUUCAACCUCCGUGGCCGGACAUCAGUGUUCAGACACCGGAUAUGGCGAUGCUUCCGUCCCGCCUUAGGGUUGACAAAUAUAUAAACAUCCACUACCAUCGGACAGUUGUGUUUAAUGAUCCGGAGAUCCCACAAAAGCAACUCCUACGACCAUCAAAUGUAUACAGAAAAGUGGUUGUUCUCCCGAAAACCAAGGGGUUCCAUAUUGGUCUGGCACAACAUUGCUGCUCCAUCUAUAAGACUACAUUACCUAACCAGGAGUGGAUUGGUAUUGUUCUUGUUGAUCCUCCAAUUAGCAGCAUAUAUUACUCUGUCAAGGACAAAAAGAAAGAUGUGCUGCUCUUUAACUUCGGUUCAAAACCUUUUCUAGGAGGUUAUGAAGAUUUCCAAAACGCCGAGUUAUCCUAUAAGUCGGAGGUUACUUGUGGUCCGAAAAGGUCUGGAUUGAUAGAAGAUCUUGUCUAUUACUGGAAACGACAAAAACCUUUAUUUUUCGAACCGAAGUCACCUAUCCUUCUUCAUUUGGCAUAUUUCCCUCUGCGUAUAGUUGCUGCUGAAUGGGUAAACUAUCUCACGGUUAUGCAUCACAGCAUCAAGGAAUACGAAUACAAAAUUGGGGGGCUAUCAGAUAUGCCCCAGGAGCUUGAAAGGCUCAGUUCUGACCUGCAAACAUUGCAGAGUUGGCGCCGUCGAAGCAUGUCUUCAGAACAGAAGCUUAGGGCUACUGCCCGAUUCAUCCGCGAUUCGUAUGACACGAAGCAACGGAACUCUUCUUGGGAAACCAUUGCUGAAGAUUAUGAUCACCUCGCGACCCGUGUGGUGAGCUUCGGCCAACUUUACGAAAACAUGCUCCCAAUUGCCACAUCGAUGGUCCAAAUUGCGGACAGUCGGCAGUCUUUCGCGGAAACCGCAAAUGUUACUCGCCUUACUUAUUUGGCCCUUAUUUUCGUACCUUUUACAUUCACUACGGGGCUUUUUAGCAUGAACAAUAACACUGCUCCUGGGAGUUCUGGUUUCUGGCUAUUUUUUGUUGUGGCAAUUCCAAUGACGCUGCUCGUUUUCAUUGUGGCUAGACCACCUAUUAGGGAGGCAAGAAUAAUCAAGGAAUAUGUGGGGAACUUUAAUAUUCCACGGUUCAGACAAUUUGGGUAG
Aplosporella prunicola CBS 121167 is the source of this 1233-nucleotide messenger RNA. RefSeq lists its product as uncharacterized. The record is from RefSeq and is a predicted model, not a curated record. The transcript is spliced from 2 exons. Gene Ontology annotation, cellular component: membrane. The coding region runs from base 1 to 1233 and encodes 410 amino acids. Gene Ontology annotation, biological process: transmembrane transport; metal ion transport. NCBI's taxonomy places the organism in Eukaryota, Fungi, Ascomycota, Dothideomycetes, Botryosphaeriales, Aplosporellaceae. Gene Ontology annotation, molecular function: metal ion transmembrane transporter activity.